This is a messenger RNA of Tetrahymena thermophila SB210, 879 nucleotides long. RefSeq names its product transmembrane protein, putative. Lineage: Eukaryota; Ciliophora; Oligohymenophorea; Hymenostomatida; Tetrahymenidae. The transcript is spliced from 2 exons. The record is from RefSeq and is a predicted model, not a curated record.
AUGCAUCAUUAUUUAUUAAUUAGGAAGUUUUGCAAUUAUUUAAGUUAUUUUCAUCAAUAUGUUAUUAUUGUAUUAUCUACUCUUAUUACUAUUAGUCAUUUUGUUCUUCAAUAUGAAUUUUUGUCCAGUGUGAACAUUAUCAAUAGCCAAAAUACUAUAUACAUAUAAAAGUUAUCAAAGCCUGCUAUGCUUUAUAAUCCUUCUUUUCCAAAUACUGUCUUCAAAUUUUAAUUUUUUAAGAACAAGUCAUCAAUAUCUUCAAUAAUAGUUGUUGGUUUUUAGGAUUCACACAAGCAGAUGUAAUUAUUUUAAGUAUUAUUAUGGAUGUCGCAAUUUGAUUUGCUCCAUUAAAGAUUACUCUAUUAGAGACAUGUCAUAUUAUAUAACAUACUAGAAUUUGUAUUAUUAAACUAGUAAAUAAUCGUAGACUGGUUUAAGGUUGUAUAAGAAGAAGAAGUAGUAGAAGAAGAAUUAUAAAUCUAUGGUGUUAUUACUUCAUUCUUAGAGUAAGUGAAGUUUUAACUAAUAUUUUUGAAUUACUAUGUGUACGCCUAGAAUUCUGUGGUAUUUUCAUAAAUAUUCUUCUUAUAAAUAUUUGUUGAAAUACUAAAUAUGCUAGUUUAAUUUUCAGAAUUAUAGUCAUCGAUACUUAGAGCGUAUUUAUAUAGGUUUUUCUAAGUUAUUUUAUCUGAUAAAAGAUUGGAUAAGUCGCCAUUUAGAAUAAUUUGUCCUUAGUUUGGUAAGCUAAUAUUACUAAGCAAGUUUCCAAUUUAACUUGAUAUUUUAUCGUAGGAUUAAAAAUCUUCCUAUGAAUUCAUACUAGACAAAGUAACGCUUGAGUUUAAAAUUUUAAAAGAAUCUACGAUAUUUUAAAUAUGA